Molecule: messenger RNA, 1020 nt
Organism: Chinchilla lanigera (long-tailed chinchilla)
Lineage: Eukaryota; Metazoa; Chordata; Mammalia; Rodentia; Chinchillidae
Product: chromosome unknown open reading frame, human C4orf33
Exons: 7
Coding region: 83-844 (253 amino acids)
Source: RefSeq, a predicted model, not a curated record
GCGAGCGGGCUGGUCAGCAUCUACAUCCAAGUGGUGCGGCCCAGCGUGUUUUUUCUUUUUCUUUUAAACCCUCAAAUGUAACAUGAGUAGAGCAUUAGAAAAAUCGGUGCUCUCCGAAGAAUCAGUCCUCUUGGUCCCUCCCCCAGGAGGUGCGGCAGCUGGGUGGAGCCUAAGGCCAAAUCGGCUCCGGGGACCCCAGCGGCAAAGACCCAGCCAGGCAGGUCUUCAGAUGGAUUUCAGAAUUGAACACACUUGGCACGGUUUUCCAGUGAAGCAGGAGCCUGUGUUUCUCAGGCUGAAUCCUGGUGAUGGGGGAGUGAUGAUGGAAGUUCGUGCUCCAUUUUUCAAUGAUCCUCCAGCUCCACCUGGAGAACCAGGAAAGCCUUUCAAUGAGCUGUGGGAUUACGAAGUUGUGGAAGCAUUUUUCUUGAAUGAUGUAACUGAGCAGUAUUUGGAAGUUGAACUUUGUCCCCAUGGACAGCAUUUAGUGCUUUUACUCUCUGGAAGAAGAAAAGUGUGGAAACAAGAACUUGAUUUGUCAUUCCAAGUGUCCAGAGGAGAGACAAAAUGGGAAGGCAAAGCUUAUCUUCCAUGGCAUUAUUUUCCACCAAAUGUGACAAAAUUCAAUGCAUUUGCAAUUCAUGGAUCAAAAGGUAAAAGAAGUUAUGAAGCCCUCUAUCCUGUACCACAGCAUGAACUGCAAGAAGGACAAAAACCUGAUUUCCAUCGUCUAGAAUAUUUCAAGCCCUUCAGCCUUAACAUGCUGCUUGGAGAAGAAUGGAAACAACCAGAAUCAGAUCUAUGGCUAAUAGAGAAACCUGACUUAGAGGAAUUUAAUGGUUAACAAUAUCAACAAUUUUUCCUCUGUACCUUUUAAGGUAAACCAUAAAGUUUAAUCUCAUUUAAGACACAUUUGAGCAAUAAAUAUCUUCAGUGGGCAUGGAAAAUAUAGUACAUACCUGUGUGUCAAAUUGUAUGAUUAACAAGAAAAUAGAAAAUAAAGUUACAAUUUUUCUCAGA